This is a messenger RNA of Humulus lupulus (European hop), 2076 nucleotides long. Its product is annotated as pollen receptor-like kinase 4. Gene Ontology annotation, molecular function: protein binding; protein kinase activity; ATP binding. The record is from RefSeq and is a predicted model, not a curated record. Gene Ontology annotation, biological process: protein phosphorylation. NCBI's taxonomy places the organism in Eukaryota, Viridiplantae, Streptophyta, Magnoliopsida, Rosales, Cannabaceae. The transcript has 3 exons. Bases 1 to 2076 code for a protein of 691 amino acids.
AUGGGCGUGCGCGUGGCCAGGCUUCUGCGCGCACCAACCCCACAAACGUUCUUCCUUGCCAUCCUCCUCAUCUCAUCAUGUACAAUCAUGUCCUCGCUUCAGUCGAUGGCCUCCGGUUCGCCGGACGCCAUAGACGCCUUAAUGCGGUUCAAGAACUCGUUAUCCAACAGCAAAUCUUUGGCCAACUGGGACCCGAACAAGAGCACACCAUGCAACGGACAUAGGGCCAAUUGGAUAGGCGUCCUUUGCUUCGACGGCAAGGUCCGUGGGCUGCAGCUCGAGAACAUGGGUCUAAAAGGGGUGGCGGACGUGGACUUGCUGGUGUCGUUGCCGCAUUUUCGGACACUUAGCUUCAUGAACAACACGCUGGCCGGGCCAAUCCCCGACCUAAAGCGGCUAAGCACUUUGAGAUCGGUUUACUUGUCGUACAAUCAUUUCUCGGGCGAGAUUCCGGACGACGUGUUCGUUGGUCUGCGGUUCCUCAAGAAGGUUAUGUUAUCCAACAAUGAGUUUCAAGGGAAGAUUCCUUCGUCGCUUGCGGCUUUGCCUAAACUUGUUGUGUUGAGGCUUGAUGGUAACAAGUUUAAUGGCCUAAUUCCAAAUUUUACUCAGCCCACCUUGAAGACUAUUAAUUUGUCUAAUAAUGAUUUGGAAGGUCAUAUUCCCGAAAGCCUCAGCAAGAUGGAUCCUACUGACUUUUUAGGUAAUAAAAAUCUAUGUGGACCUCCUCUUGAAUCAUGCAUGGCCCCAUCACUGACCAUGGCUACUGAUAACGUUACUUUGUCCCCGCCUCACACUGACAUCUACAAAAAGAAUUCACACCUUCUAAAAUUCGUGCUAAUUAUACUCAUCAUAAUCCUCAUAUUGGUUAUCUUUAUCUCCGCAAUCAUCAUAGCUUGUUCGAAUCGAAAAAGACCAUCGCCGCUGCUAGAUAGGACUAGCUCAACAAUGAACAUAUCUCAUCGUCACCACAACUCAGUUAUUAUGCGAUCCCUAGAGAACAACCAACAGGAUCCAAAGUUGGUGGCUGCCGCAGUGGCCAAUGCGAACAGCGCCACCAAAAGGACGGUAAUGGCCGGGGAAGGGAAAUUGACAUUUUUAAAGGAUGACAGGGAGAGAUUUGAUUUGCCUGAUUUGCUCAAAGCGUCGGCUGAGAUAUUGGGGAGCGGAACGUUUGGAGCUUCGUACAAGGCCACCAUUCACUGUGACGCCAUGGUUGUGAAAAGGUAUAAGCAAAUGAACAGUUUAGGAAGAGAAGAUUUUCAUGAGCACAUGAGGAGGCUAGGGAGGUUGGUUCAUCCAAACUUGCUCCCUCUCGUGGCUUAUUACUAUAGAAAAGAAGAGAAGCUCUUGGUUUAUGACUUUGUGGAGAAUGGGAGCUUGGCUUUUCACCUUCAUGGAAAUCAUCGUAAUUCGAACCAAUCAGCACUUGAUUGGCCGACGAGGCUGAAAAUCAUAAAAGGCAUAGCCAAAGGGUUGACAUACCUCUACAAAACCCUACCAAGUCUGGUGGUUCCUCACGGCCAUCUCAAGUCCUCGAACGUGGUCCUUGGCGAGAACUUUGAGCCAUUAAUGACAGACUAUGGCCUACUCCCGGCCAUAAACCUCGACCACGCCGAGUACCUCAUGAUGGCCUACAAGUCACCGGAGUACGCCAAGAUGCGGCGCAUCACCAAGAAGACCGACGUGUGGAGCCUGGGAAUUCUAAUCCUUGAAAUCCUAACAGGAAAGUUCCCGGAGAACUAUCUAACGCAGAGGUACGACCCCGAUGCCGACCUGGCGAGCUGGGUGAACCAGAUGAUCAAGGAGAAGAGAACGAGCCAGGUGUUUGAUGAGGAGAUGGGAGGUGUCAAGAACAGCAAGGCUGAGCUGCUGAAGCUCUUGAAGAUCGGUGUGAGUUGUUGUGAGGAGGAUCUGGAAAGGAGACUGGAUUUGAACGAGGCUUUUGAGAAGAUUGAGGACCUCAAUCAUCAUGAUGAUCAUCAUGCAGGAGAUCAUCUGUUUUCUCCGAUUGUUGUUAGUGGAAGAAAAUUAUCAUCGGAUCAAGAUGAUAGUUACAUUUCCAGAGCUAUGUGA